AUGUUAAAUGCUUUGAGAUCUUUGUAUAGCUCAGUUAAGUCUUGUAUUAGACUAAAUGGGGUCAAUAGUGAUUGGUUCAAUGUGAAGACAGGUUUACGUCAGGGAUGUAGUUUAUCCCCAAUUUUGUUUAAUCUGUUCAUAAAUGACCUAGUAAAUAAUGUUAAACUGCUGAAUGUUGGUAUAGACAUUGGUGAAGACGAAAAGCUAUGUAUACUUUUGUAUGCCGACGACAUUGUUCUAGUAGCGGAGAGUGAGACAGAUUUGCAGUUGUUGCUUGAUGUCCUUAGUGUCUGGUCCGAGACAAAUAAUAUGUCUGUCAAUGCAACAAAAAGCCAAGUUAUCCAUUUCAGGACAAAGAGUGAACCUCGAAGUAAUAUUGCUUUUUGCUGUGGCCCACAUACACUAGCUGUUGUUGAUAAAUAUGUCUAUUUAGGCCUUACUCUAACUGAACAUUUGGACUAUGGAAUAACUGCAAAAUUUGUUGCACAGUCUGCUGGUAGAGCUCUAGGCUUGCUUAUUGCUAGAUGUAAUAAAUUAGGCGGUAUGCCUUUCGAUGUAUUUUCUAAGUUAUAUGAUAGUCUUGUAUGGCCUGUUAUUGCUUACGGUGCCUCUAUUUGGGGGGAAAGGUCGUAUUCCUGUGUUGAUGCUAUUCAGCAUAGGGCUAUCAGGUUUUUCCUCGGUGUAGGGCGAUAUACGCCGACCGGUGCAGUAUCAGGCGAUAUGGGUUGGACACCGCCACUCGCUAGACAGUGGAUUAGCAUUGAUAAUUUCAUUGUUCGUAUGAGUAAAAUGGAUAAUAACAGGUUGAAUAAAAGAAUUUUUGUAUAUCUAGACAAGAUUGGUAACUACAGAUGUAGGAAUUGGAAUUUUAGAGUUAAAACAUUGUUACGUAAGAUGAAUUGUUCAGAAUUUAUUGUAAAUAAUGAGACAACUAUUAAUAAAAGAGAACUCAAUACCAAAGUUACAGAUUACAUAAUGAAUGAUUUUAAAAAUAAUUGGUUACAAAAUGUCAAUAGAAUUAAUGGAAUUAAUGGAAGAGGAGGUAAUAAGUUAAGAAAGUAUAAGUUAAUUAAACAGGAUUAUGGUAUAGAAACUUAUUGUAAACUCAUUAUGUCUAGAUCUCACAGGGCUGCCUUUGCAAAAUUUAGAGCCGGUGUUGCCCCGUUGAGAAUUGAAACUGGGCGGUAUGAAAACUUGCCUGUUGCUGCUCGAACUUGUCCAUUUUGUGUGUCUUUAGUUGAAGAUGAAAUACAUACUCUGUUCUUUUGUCCAAUGUAUAAUGAUCUACGUAAUUUACUAUUUGAAAAAGCUGUACAUCUAAAUGUAGAUUUUGGAAAUAUGACAGAGGAAGAAAAAUUCAUACUUCUGUUUACAAAUGAUGAUAUUAUAAGAGAUUGUGCAAAAACCUGCUUUUUAAUUUUACAACGGCGUCAGACAUUUUUGUGCAAGUAA
Messenger RNA from Mercenaria mercenaria, 1452 nucleotides. RefSeq lists its product as uncharacterized. Lineage: Eukaryota; Metazoa; Mollusca; Bivalvia; Venerida; Veneridae. The transcript has a single exon. The record is from RefSeq and is a predicted model, not a curated record. The coding region runs from base 1 to 1452 and encodes 483 amino acids.